Molecule: messenger RNA, 877 nt
Organism: Botrytis porri
Lineage: Eukaryota; Fungi; Ascomycota; Leotiomycetes; Helotiales; Sclerotiniaceae
Exons: 2
Coding region: 205-735 (176 amino acids)
Biological process (GO): translation
Cellular component (GO): ribosome; mitochondrion
Molecular function (GO): structural constituent of ribosome
Source: RefSeq, a predicted model, not a curated record
CACCGUAGAAACAAAAACACCUCCAAUCACUCCCCACUCCCCUCGGAGCCGGAAAAACUAUCUUCCCUCCCAAAAUAAUAAUUACAAUCAAGCUAUCAAAGGAUCUAGAAGAUAUCCCCCCCCUCAAUCAACAUCUUAUAUACCUCCCAACUUCCCCUCUCCCCCUCUCCCCCGCAAGCAAAACCCCCCAAAACCAAAACCAAGAUGCCCCUCCAAAAAGCCCUCAAAGCCGCUUCCCACGCCUCGCGACAAAUAACCGCCGUCGUCGUGUCCAGCGGCCUCAUGGAAAAAACCGUAAAAGUAAGAAUCGGAACACAAGUAUGGAAUCAGCAUUUGCAAAAGAAAUUCAACUCCAAAACCCACCUCUUAGUUCACGACCCCCGCUCCUCCCUCACAACCGGAGACAUCAUAACCAUCACGCCCGGCCACCGCACCUCCAAAACCGUGCACCACGUCGUCUCAUCCAUCAUCGCUCCCUUUGGCCGACCCAUUUCCGAGCGACCGCCCAUCCCCACGGCCGAAGAACGCAUUGCGGAGCGCGAGCGCAAGUUAAUGGCGAAGCAUAUUCGGAAGGGGAGUUGGAGUCGGUGGGGGUUUGAGCGGGAUCCGAGGGGGAUCGAGGGGAGCGAGUGGUUCGUCGAGGGCUUUGCUGAGGGGAAGAAGGGAAAGGAGGAGGAGGUCAUUCAGGCAGAGGAAACGGCGAAUGGGAAUGGGGAGGAAGUAAGGCUUGUGUAGGUAGUGAAAAGGGAAAUGGAUGGGGAUAUAGGUGCAUGUGCAAAAUUUGGCGUUCAAGGUGUAUCAUAUAUUUGUGUAUAGGAAGUGUAUGAAGAUGGGAUUGUAUCAUAAAUAUCAUGUAUAAAGAAUGACAUGGGGAAUG